CUCCCGUCGCACUCCAAUGGCUGCAGCGAUCGCCGGCGCCGGCGCCGCAUCCACCGCCGUGUCCAUCACCUGCUCCUCUUACGAAGACGACGGCGCUGGCUCAUGGUCGCUCUCAUCCGGCACGUCGUCGUCCCCGCGCCGGCGCCCGUACCGGCGGCUCCUCCACGACGAGGCGCAGCGCCUCCGCCGCGAGCGCCGGGGCCAGGGAAGCGGCGCGCAGACGCCACGGUGGGUCCGGCGCACCCCGGACCAGAUGGCGCGGUACGUCGAGGACGACCGCGCCGGCCACGUGCACGGCCUGCACGUGGUCGCCGCCGUCCGCGCGGCGCGCGCCACGGCGUCCCGUCCCUCCUCCUCCGCCGGCAUGCGCGAGGCCAUGGCAGCGUUCGUGGCGAAGCUCACCUUCCGCGAGAUGUGCUUCGUGCUCCACGAGCUCCGCGGCUGGCGCCAGGCCCGCGACUUCUUCGCCUGGAUGAAGCUUCAGCUGUGCUACGAACCGAGCGUCGUCGCCUACACAAUCCUUCUCCGAUUGUACGGUCAGGUAGGGAAGAUCAAGCUCGCCGAGGAGACAUUUCUUGAGAUGCUUCAGGCCGGAUGCGAGCCAGAUGCAGUGGCAUGUGGAACCCUCCUGUGUGCAUACGCCAGGUGGGGGAUGCACAAGGACAUGCUGAUGUUCUACGCCGCGGUGCGACGGCGCGACAUUGUGCCAUCCAUUUCAGUCUUCAACUUCAUGGUCUCAUCUCUGCAGAAGCAGAAGCUGCAUAGCAAAGUCAUGCACAUAUGGGAGCAGAUGCUGGAAGCAAAUGUAGCCCCAAAUCAGUUCACAUAUACCGUUGUGAUCGGCUCAUAUGCCAAGGAGGGUCAAUUGGAGGAAGCCAUGGAUGCAUUUGGUGAGAUGAAGCGACGCAAAUUUGUCCCGGAGGAGGCAACAUACAGCCUCCUGAUCAGCUUGAGUGUCAAGCAUGGCAAAGGGGAUCAAGCAUUGAGGAUUUAUGAUGAUAUGAGGGUUAAGGGUAUUGUACCAAGUAACUACACCUGUGCAUCUCUCUUGACACUCUAUUACAAGAAUGAGGACUACUCGAAAGCGCUUUUGCUGUUCUCUGAGAUGGAGCAGAAUAAGAUUGUUCCUGAUGAGGUUAUCUAUGGAAUUCUUGUUAGGAUAUACGGUAAGCUUGGGCUUUACGAGGAUGCCCAACGUAUGUUUGAGGAAAUCGACAAGGCGGGUCUUUUGAGUGAUGAGCAAAGUUAUGUGGCAAUGGCUCAAGUUCACAUGAAUGUUCGAAACUAUGAUAGAGCAUUGCAAGUUCUGGAUUCAAUGAGGUUGAGAAACGUAAAGCCAUCACAAUUCUCCUAUAGUGCUCUUCUUCGAUGUCAUGUUGCAAAGGAAGACGUAGAUGCUGCUGAAGAUACUUUCAGAGUGCUCUCCAACUAUGGUGUGCCUGAUGUGUUCUGCUGUAAUGAUCUUCUUAGGUUAUAUAUGAGGCUGGGCCAUCUAGACAAGGCUAGGGCACUCAUUCUGAAAAUGAGGAAGCAAGAUGUCCAGCUUGAUGAAGAUCUCUGUUUGACUGUAAUUGAAGUUUGUUGCAGAACCGGUAUGAAUGAGGAUUCGGAUAAGUUAACGGAAGAGAUGCAGGAGAAUGGAAUGACCAUGAAGAAUGCAGCAAUGGUGAUUCAGAAUGAAGGUGAUUCAUUGAAGGCUUCAACGGAUAGUUUGGCAUUUAGCACAACAUUGAAAUCCUUGUUGGACAAACCUGGGGGCUUGUCUAAUGCAUCCCAAUUAAUCACAAAAUUUGCUAGGGAAGGGAAUACAGAUGAGGCCAAAUUCCUUUAUGAACACCUUACUGAAUUGGGAGCCAAGCCUGAUGAUACUGCAGUAGCUACUUUGAUUGUCCAAUACGGCCAGGCUCAGCAGUUAGAACAAGCACAAAAACUGUUUGAGGUAUCAUCGGCAUCGUUUCCAGGAGAGGCUGUCUACAAUGCAAUGGUUGAUGCAUUAUGCAAAUGUGGCAAAACUGAGGAGGCGCAUCGUCUUUUUAUGGAGUUGAUUGAUCAAGGCCAUAAUGGAGAUGUUGUGACAAUUAGCAUACUUGUCACCCACCUGACUAAGCAUGGGAAAUUCCAGGAGGCAGAAAACGUCAUAUAUCGCUGUUUACAUGAUGAAGCUGAGCUCGACACUGUCGUGUACAAUACUUUUAUCAAGUCAAUGCUCGAGUCAGGCAAACUAUACUCCGCUGUGAGCAUAUAUGAUCGCAUGAUAUCUUCUGGCAUUCCAAAAUCAAUGCAGACAUUCAAUAUAAUGAUAAGUGUUUAUGGCCAUGGAGGAAAACUGGACAAGGCUGUUGAAAUGUUUACUGCUGCAGAGGAACUAGGCUCACCGAUUGAUGAGAAAACAUACACAAAUAUGCUCAGUUUCUACGGAAAAGCAGGGAAGCAUCAGGAGGCGUCUUUACUAUUCAGUAGAAUGAAGGAAGAUGGUAUCAGGCCUGGAAAGAUCAGUUUCAACACCAUGAUCAAUGCCUAUGCCACUUCAGGAUUGCACAAUGAGGCAGAGAUGAUGUUCCAAGAGAUGCAGGAAAACAAUCAUGUACCUGACUCGCACACAUAUCUAGCCCUGAUCAGAGCAUACGCAGAGAGUAAAUGCUACUCCAAAGCCGAGGAAGCCAUCCAGAUGAUGUUGAGCAGCAGCAUAACCCCUUCAUGCACUCAUUUCAACCAUCUCAUGUUUGCCUUUCUGAAGGAAGGUCAGAUCAAUGAAGCCCAGAGGAUCUACAACCAAAUGAAGGAGACAGGGAUAGCUGCUGAUGUGGUAUGCUGUCGGGCAAUGAUGAGGAUGUUCCUGGAGCAUGGUUACACCGACGAUGGCAUCCUGUUCUUCGAAACGGAAUGUCGAAUUCUGAAACCUGAUAGCUACAUCCUGAGUGCUGCAUUUCAUCUUUAUGAGCAUUCAAGCAGGGGGUCUGAAGCUGGGGAUGUCCUGGAUGCCAUCAAUAUGAAUGGUGCUUCUUUCUUGAGGAAUCUAAAGGUUGGAUCAAAGUUGGGAGCAAGAUAAAACAGAUAGGUGGGGUUCUACGAAUGCAUCUUGAACAAGUUGUGACAUAAUAGCUAGUUAGCUUUUCUUUUCAGAGUAAAACAAGCUAAUCUUGCUAGAAGCAACCAGCAAAGCUACUUCAGCCUGCUGGGAUGCAGUGAAAACUGAACCGAGCAAAUGACUAGUAGUUCAGUAGUUCUCCUUUUUCUCCCAGAAUGGUAGGAUGUAUGUAAAUAGCCCUAUUAAUUUGGCCCAACACAGCAAAUGAACAUGGAACAUUCUCCCAGAAUAGGAAACGAGUGAAUAAAAGCACAGUAGCAUGUGCACACAAGCAUGAAACAUUCUCUACCAUUAGUCCGUUAGCAGCAGGAAUA
Oryza brachyantha (malo sina) is the source of this 3402-nucleotide messenger RNA. Its product is annotated as pentatricopeptide repeat-containing protein At5g27270. NCBI's taxonomy places the organism in Eukaryota, Viridiplantae, Streptophyta, Magnoliopsida, Poales, Poaceae. Gene Ontology annotation, molecular function: protein binding. Bases 17 to 3049 code for a protein of 1010 amino acids. The record is from RefSeq and is a predicted model, not a curated record. The transcript has 8 exons.